AGUGCGGACCCGGGGGCGGGGCGGCGUGGGGAGGGGGUGGAGUCUGCGUUGGGGGCGGGGCCUGCGGCGUCUGGUAUCCUAGCAACGGCCGGUGCUGACAUGACCGCUAGGUCCUCCCGGAGCUGUUGGGUGGCCUGGAACCUCAGCCUCCGAAAUGGAGUCGAGAGUGUUCGGCACAGGCGGUCCCUUUCCGGCGGAGGGCGACAAGCUGACCCUAGACGUGGACCUGUAUGACACAGACGUCAGUGACGCCCCUGACCCAGGACUACUCAAGGAAAGGAAUGGUGGGGCUGGCUGGCCUGGCCCCACGGGUGCCCUGCUCCCAGAGCUGACCUCAGGCUCGCCUCCGUCCCUGAGGAGGCCCCGGCCCCCGGGAAGCCCCCUGACCCAGCAGGGCCCUUGGAGCUGUUUUCCAGGCUGCUCACGACCUCCAGGGUUGGGGACACAAGACCAUGCCGUGACGGUGCUUUGCUGUCCACACGCAGAGUCACAGUUAUCAGAGACGGUGCAGUUCCUGUGGAAUUUUACCACUAGCGCAGUGUGGCUCAACAUGACCCCACGCGCCCGCGCCCGCCAGCUGUGGCUACUCCUGCGCACUGGUCUCCACGACAUAGUGGAAAAGGAGAAGAAAGCCGAGCUGUGCGUGGAGUGCUUGACACACGGGCUGGAGCCCCUGCGCCGCCUGGACAUGGCAGCCGGGGUGCGCUCGGUGGCACAGGACCCGCUGGGUGGACGCCUGGUGGUCCUGGACGGCGCGGGCAGCCUGCACCUGCACAGAGAGGACGGCUGGGCACGUGAGAAGCUGCGGGCCCCCGCGGAGAUCACGGGCCUGGUGGCUAUGCCAGGCCAGCUGGGCCAUGUAGGCCGCUUUGUGGGCUGGGGCCCCUCGGGGCUGGCUAUUCUAGGGCCCGACCUCAGCCUGCUGUGGCAGAGCAAGCCCGAGGUGGGCAGGGCGGGAAGCCUUGAGCCCACCUGCUGCCUGCCAGUGCCUGACUCGGGGCUGCUGGUUGUGGCCCAGGCAGGCGGCGGCCUGGAGCUCUGGAAGUUCCGCUCAGGUGGUCGCCGCCUGGUGCCGCGCGGGCCUCUCCUGCAGCCGCCGCGGAGCGUCGCGGGCGCGCUCACGCGUCUGGCCCUAGGGGGCGCGCGGUCCUACUGCCUCCCACGCUGCUGCGCGGCCUAUGGCUCCGCGGUGCUCACCCUCGAUCUGCGCAGCUGGGCUCUUGUAGACGUGCGCCGGGACCUGCACAAAACCACCAUCUCGGAUCUGGCGUACUGCGAAGAGGUGAAGGCCAUGGUGACGGCUUCCCGGGACAGCACGGUGAAGGUGUGGGAGGCCGACUGGCAGAUCCGGACCGUGUUCGUGGGCCACACAGGUCCGGUGACGGCUCUGGCGGUUCUCCCGAACACGGCCCUGGUACUGUCGGCCUCACAGGACGGGACCCUGCGCACGUGGGACCUGCAGGCGGUGGCGCAGGUGGGCGAGGUGGCGCUGUGCAGUUGGGGCCGUGACGUGCCGUUGGGGCGUGUGAGCAGCCUGCUAGCGCCUGCGAGCCCCGGCUGGCCAGUGUUGUCGCUGAGCGCGGGCGGCGUUGAGCUGUGGCGCGUGCGCGAGCUCUACUCGCAGCUGGCGCAGCUGCCCGCGCCGGUGCUCCACCUGCAGGUGGCGCCGGCUCUGUCCGCACAUCCGCACCCGCCGCUACCCGCACGCCUCGUGUGUGCGUGUGCCGACGGCUCGGUCUGCCUGGUGUCGGCCAUCACUGGGCGCACGGUGAGCGCGCUGCUGCUCGGGCCGGAAGACUGCGCUGCCGCUGUGGCCUACUGCCUGCCGCGCGAAGCGCUGUGGCUGCUGACGCGAGCCGGGCACCUAGUGCGAGCCAACGCGGCACGCUGCCCCAUGAGAGUCCUUCAUCGCGUGCGCCCGCCGCCGGCCCCCGCGCCGCGGCCCUGCUGCCUACACCUCUAUAGCCACCUCACUGACCCCGGGAGUGCGCGCGAAUCCUGGGAGGUCGUGCGCGAGCACGGGGGCGAGCUGCACCGCAGCGACACGGCUUGGGCCCUGAAGGACAAGAACCGGUACCUGCCCGUGGUGGGGCACACGGACGGUGCGCUGUCGGUGCUCGAAUGGCGCUCGUCACGGACUGUCUUCCAUAUGGAGGCCCAUAGCCCGGGCCCUGUCACCGCCAUUGCGUCCACCUGGAACAGCGUCGUGUCUUCGGGCGGAGACCUGACGGUGAAGAUGUGGCGCGUCUUCCCCUACGCGGAGGAGAGCCUGAGCCUGCUGCGCACCAUCUCCUGCUGCCACCCGGUAGUGGCCCUCUGCGUGCUUGGCAAGCGGGUCACGGUGGGCUUCGAGGCCCCGGCCACCGCCACCUAUGGCCUUGUGCAGUUAAACCUAGACGACCACUCGCGCUGUGACCACCGGCCCCAGGACGAUCCCACGGACCACAUCACUGGCCUAUGCUGCUGUCCCACACUCAAGCUCUACGCGUCCUCCAGCCUGGACUGCACCAUCCGCAUCUGGACAGCUGAGAACCGCCUGCUGCGGCUUCUGCAGCUGAACGGCGCCCCCCAGGCCCUGACCUUCUGCAGCAACAGUGGAGACCUGGUGCUGGCACUGGGCUCCCGCCUCUGCCUGGUGCCCCACAGGCUCUACCUGCCCACUUCCUACCUGGUUAAGAAGCUGUUCCGGAAGGCCCCUGAAGUGGUGGAUGACCCUCCACUGCCACUGACCAGCCAGGAGUCGCUGACCUCGGCCCAGCUGCAGAGGCUUGCCAACCUGCACAAGGUAGCCAGCCUCAGUCCGGCCUUGUCUUUCGUCCAUCAGCAGAGGGCAACGCCUCAGCAGCCAGUGUUGAAGGAGGACUUCGAAGCCCUAGCUGCCCGGGACCGAGACCUUCGGAGGCUGAGGCUGGGGCUGGUGGCUCCUGCAGCCCGACCCCCACCCUCCUUGCAGCAGCGCCAGGAAGCCUUUGACAACUACCUGCGUCUGAUCUACGGGCCUGGCCUGGUGGGGGUGCAGUCUGGAAGGGCAUCCCAGCAGUGGAGCGCCAUGGCCCUCUCCAUGGAGAGAGAGACGUGGGACACCAGCACCCUGCCCACAGCUGCCCACAGCCUUCAGUGGGGUGGGGUCUGCACAGAAGGGCGGACGGUGCCAGCAGUCCAGCCCCCAGAGGACCUGGGGACCCUGUGCCAACGAUUGGCCCGCCCUCCCCGGGUCACCUUGCCCAUCCCACCUGUCUCCCGGAAGGUGCACAGCAGGGCAUCGCAGCUGCUGGCCCAGUCCUCACUCAGCUGCAACCUGGGCCUCAGCCUGGACCUGCAGCUGCAGUCAGAGCACCUCCGGGCAGGGGCACAAGUGUCCCUGGAGCCAUCAUCCUCCCACAAGCCGAAAAGGAUCGUGCUGAAGAGGCGCCCCAAGGAGCUUCUCUCUAACCUCAAGGGCUUCUUUCCUGCCACUGUUGAGCCCCUAAACCAGCACCGCCCGCAGCCGGUCCUCGGGCCCGUCCUCUUCCCCGGCUUCGUGCCCAACUCGGUGGUGCUGCAGCGCCUGUGGCUGCAGACAGACAUGGGUGGCCUCGGAGCACUCGCCCAGCGCCCCCCUGAGCGCAACAGACCCAAGCCCGGAACGAGCUGGGACGACUUGUGGGCGUCCAGGGGCAGAAAGUACCGAGCCACGUGGCAGCAGAAACUGCUCGGCUGGCUGCGGGGGAAGCCCAUGGAGGAGCAGGAGGACGAGGAGGAGGAGGAGGCGGCGCUGGACUGGGUCUCGGCCUCCUUGGGCCCGCGGAGUCCACUCUCAGAAGAGCCGCUCGAGCCCUCGGUGCUGGAGCCAGAGGUUCAGAGCUUGGCCUCGGAGUCCCAGGGCUCCGGCUACGCACGCACCUCAGAGGAAAUCUACGCACACACUGGGUUCCGCCACGGGCGCUCGCCCUGGGAAGAGCAGUACGCGCAUCUGCCCAGGUUCCUGCAUUACUUCGUCGGCCAGAACUGGUUCAAAAAGCUGUUCCCCAUCUUCACCCUGGAGGCGUACCCUGAGGUGGGCACGGUGGAGGGCCUGGCCUCGCUGCUCGUGGACCCGCUGAAGGAGGCCUCCUGGGGGGACGGCGUGCACAUCCUGAACGCGCUGCUGAGGCUGCUGCCAGACCUGAGCAGCGACCUCCGCAGCCGCCUUCAGAGUAUCCUCGUGGGCUUGCUCAACCUGGACCCGCCCCCCAGCCCCCAGCCGCGCUCCCCCAGCGCGCCUCCCGCGCAGACCAGCCUGCUCUCCGCCUGCGCUCAGGACCCGACGCAGAAGCAGUUUGUGAUGCUGGCGCUGCAGCUGCUCCUGGCCUGCUCCCUGGAGUCCCGGGACGUGGUGCUGGAGCUCUUGUCCUACUUCCUCUACUCGCCAGCCGAUUGUCAGCCGGAGCUCAAGAAGCUGUUGAGGGCACUGGGCCUUCAGGAUCCGCAGGGCUUCCUGUUCAAGGAGAUGAUGACCUGGGUCCAGGGCUCAGAACGCGACUCCAAGGCCUUGCUGCGUAAUCGCUGCGGCCAGAAGCUGGAGGACAUGAUCCAGAACCUGCAGAUGGAAACCUGGCGGCCGUUUGCAGGCAGGUUGUCGGUGGAACUGCCCAAUGUCUCGGAGCCUUCGGAACUGACCCCCCCCAAAGCGACCCUGUCGCAGGCCUCGCAGGUCUCAGGGCCAGCCUCACGCCUCCGGACGUCUUCGCGCGUCUCCUGGACGUACUCGAGUAUUUCUUCGGCGCCCUCGCGCGUCUCUGAGACGCUGUCGAUGACGACCUUAUCUGCGGGGCUGGACUUGGCAGCUCAGGAGCGGCAGACCGAGCCGGCGCAGCUGCGCACCCGGCGGACCUGGCGGACGCUCUCGGACUCGCUGCAGGCCUUCUGCGCCGUGCCCGAGGCCUUCGUGCGCUCCUCAGCACCCGCCGCGUUGCAAGGCCUGCCGCUGCCGCUCGAGCAGACCGAAUGGUCACACUCGCAGCUGCUGGACCUGGAGUACAUCGACGUGCUCAACUUCUUUUGCGAGCGGCAGCUGGAGCGGCACCAGAGUUCGCUGCCGGAGGAGGCCGAGCCGGAGAGCCCGAGCUCGCGCGCGCCGGUGCCCAACACCGUAGUGCGGCAGCCUCCGGAUCGCCGGUACCAACCCAUACUCCGGCUUCAGGAGUCCAGGGUCCAGACGGCUCGGGUGAACCUGAGGGGCCGGAAGCCGCCCUGGCUCUGUCCAGGCGGCCCCCUGCGUAUGCUGAAGCUUCCGCUGCCGCGGGUAGAGCCACAGCCUUUCCCCCCGGACUGGCCCGCGCCCGCCCGCCCGCGGCCCCCGCUGCUCUUGCAGCCUGCCCUGCAGCGCUACUUUGUGCCCGACGACGCGGACCCUGACGGCUACAGCUGACCUCGGA
This is a messenger RNA of Trichechus manatus latirostris (Florida manatee), 5396 nucleotides long. It is a transcript of the gene WDR97, whose product is annotated as WD repeat domain 97. Gene Ontology annotation, molecular function: protein binding. The record is from RefSeq and is a predicted model, not a curated record. Lineage: Eukaryota; Metazoa; Chordata; Mammalia; Sirenia; Trichechidae.